Molecule: messenger RNA, 15614 nt
Organism: Paramuricea clavata
Lineage: Eukaryota; Metazoa; Cnidaria; Anthozoa; Malacalcyonacea; Plexauridae
Source: the annotation of a GenBank genome assembly
AUGGUGAAGACAUCCCCAAAUGAUAAAGCUAUGGCCAAAAAAGAAACUACAGAGAUCGAGAUAGUAAGUAUGAGUGUAUACAUGUGUAAUUUAUCGUUUUUACUUAAAAAGAAUUCAACUACAGUGAUUUAAUAUCAAGUAUUGUUAAUUCAUUUUAGUGGCUCAAUGACAUUAAUUUGAUGACCGUAAAUGCACCACCAAAAGAGCCAUCAAAAUGUGCAAUCAAAUUAUUGGACUUACUAUUUUCAUCGGAAGAGCUCCAGGAUGGAAUACUAUUCCAGUCGAAAAGAUCUCCAAAAGCAGCACUAGAUCCCAACAGGGUCACUAAAUUGUUUGGUAAGAACAAUAUAUGUGAUUUGACUUGAAGAAAAAUUAACUGGCCAGCUGUGAACAGAUAUAUACAAACUUAAGACUAAGUUGCCACAGUAUGUGUUAAUUAAAAGUACUAUAGUUUUCUUUGCCAAUGGCAAUGUGUUUUGGGUAAACAUUGAAAUGAACUUAAAUACAAAAAAUAGACUUACUUUAACACAGUCUUUUUUUACGAUAUAGCUGUCCUCAACGCCAAGUAUGGCGAAGAAAAAGUACAGAAAACAGUAAACAGUAAACACGCCAAAUUAUCGUGGAUGCGUGCAAUCAAAAUUCAAAAGUGCCGCGAUAUGCGAAGAAAAACAAAAUCGAAGAACUUGCAAUAACAAUGGUGUCAAUUUGCUAAUAUAAUUCAUGAAGUAAAGUAUGAAACAACCUCCGAAUAAAAGUUCCAUCUUGAAACUCAAUUCUUUAGAACAACAUUAAGAACAGACAAGAUUCCCUUUGUUUUCUCUCAAAUAUUGAGCAAGGUGGAACUUUCAUUCGGACUUUAUUUCAAUCGCCAUAGAUAUUGAUAAUAUUUUACCAACAUUAUUGGUCUAAUUUACUACAUUUACUAUGCAAACUAAACCGGGUAAAAGCUUGAGUAUUAUAAUUUGGAUGAACUAAUUGAUUACAAUUUAAUAAAGACCGACACUGAAUUUAUGGCAAUAUUGUACACUUUUACGUUAGUUUGAUAAAUUCAAUCAAAGUUAUAUCCAGAGUAUAGUAUAUUUCAUGUAGAGCCUCUUCAUUCUGUAUUUGCCAUGUAUUCUUGCCACGAACUUGGUAAAAUCUUGUAGGGUCAUGGCAAGAUCUGGCUGGAUUUUGGUAAGAUAUUGAAGGAUCAUGGCAAGAUCUCGCAGGAUUUUUGGUAAGAUCUUGGAGGAUCAUGGCAAGAUCUUGCUGGAUUUCGGUAAGAUCUUGGAGGAUCAUGGCAAGAUCUCGCAGGAUUUUUGGCAAGAUCAUGGCAAGAUCUUGCUGGAUUUUGGUAAGAUCUUGGAGGAUCAUGGCAAGAUCUUGCAGGAUUUGUGGUAAGAUCUUGGAGAAUCAUGACAAGAUCUUGCAGGAUUUGUACCAAGAUCAUGCCAAGAUGUUACAUAAAUCCUGCAAGAUCAUGGAAAGAUCUUGCAUGAUCUUGCAAGAUCUUUCCAAGUUCUUGCAGGAUCUUACCUAAGAUCUUGCAAGAUCUUUCCAUGUUCUUGCAGGAUCUCAACUAAGAUCUUCUAGGAUCUUGCAAGAUCUUUCCAUGUUCUUGCAGGAUCUUAACUAAGAUCUUGCAAGAUCUUGCCAUUAUCAUGGCAAGAUCUUGCAGGAUUUGUACCAAGAUCAUGCCAAGAUCUUACAUAAAUCCUGCAAGAUCAUGGAAAGAUCUUGCAUGAUCUUGCAAGAUCUUUCCAAGUUCUUGCAGGAUCUUACCUAAGAUCUUGCAGGAUCUUGCAAGAUCUUGCCAUUAUCAUGGCAAGAUCUUGUCAUGAUCAUGGCAAGAUCUUGCAAGAUGUUUGGCAAGAUCUUGCAAGAUCCUGCAAGAUCUUAGGUAAGAUCCUGCAAGAACUUGGAAAGAUCUUGCAAGAUCAUGCAAGAUCUUUCCAUGAUCUUGCAGGAUUUAUGUAAGAUCUUGGCAUGAUCUUGGUAAGAUCUUGGGUAAGAUCUUGUCAAGAUCUUGCUGGGAUCUUGGCAAGAUUGUCAACCUGGGACUUAAUUCACUUGCCAUCAGACAAUGGCCACUGGGGUACCUAGGUAGGGGGUAUAAUUCGUAUAAAUUAGGGGGUCAACAUGUCAACCUCUUUGUCCACUGUUCUAUAUGGCUAUGUUAUACCGCCUCAGAUCUAGCUUUGGCCCACAAAAAGAACAAAAUUUGAAUCAAGUACAUGCACUAUAAAAAAUUUAUCCGACAAUGAAAACAUAUUAAACUUAAAAUGCCCAGCUUUUUGUGGCAAGGCAACUUGCCCAAUCGGGUAAGCAAGAUAAAAUGUUUACUUGCCUGUCAUGAUAUUAACUUGCCCCGGGCAAGUGGGCAAGUGUUAAGUUACACCUCUGCACUUACGAAAAUUGACAAGUCUGGAGCAAGUUCAUAUCAUUUUGUAAGAAGUAUUAUUUAAAGCAUGUGUAGGAGUGUUUUAUCAGAUAUAAAACACGAGGUGCAGCCGAGCGUUUUAUAUCUGAUAAAACACAACUACAAGUGCUUUAAAUGGCUUAAAAUACGACUACAAAAGAAUACUAAUUAGGAUGAACCAUUAUAUAAUCAUACGGUACUAAUUAGGAUGAGUUUUAUCAGAUAUAAAGUUACUCCAUGUGACUUGUUAUGGCUGACAUGAUUUGCCACCAUGAUUUGAAUCAAGGCCACUGGUUGAUGACACUUCACUGGUUGAUGACAACAAGCUUGUAGUAACUUGUUACGAACAGCCUGUAUUAGUCUUGUUGGAACAACUUGUAGCAAAUCUGUUGCCAUCAUCAAGAUGUUAACAACUUGUUCCAGACUUGUAACAACAACUGGGAACAAGCAGUGCGAACACAUCCUAAUGUUGGCUUGGCAACAACCUUUUGUUUGCAAUUUAUAGCGUACCUGUAUAUGGCUGUAAAAUCUGUGAAUAGGUGGUCUUUGUCUUCUUUGAUUUGCUAAUUUGCAUAUAAACACUAAAACACUGUUUUUAAAUACGUAAACAAGCCAUAUAAACUUUCGUAAUAUUUUCGUAUAAAUAUUGUCGCCCUUUGACGCGCGCCUGCUUUGCAGGCUAUUUUCACAUGGUCGUCCGCUGUACAUUGUAUCGCAUGUAACGGUUUUGUAAAUGCGAUACAAUGUACAGCGGACGACCAUGUGAAAUAGCCUGCAAAGCAGGCGUGUCGAAGGGCGACAAUAUUUAACAAUUAUUCGCCGAAGGCGAGGUGAUUAUCGGUGAAUAAAAACCGAGACGAAGUCGAGGUUUUUAUUCACGAUAAUCACCGCGCCUGAGGUGAAUAAUUGUUUUAGUAUAAUUUCAUAGGUGAUUAUUUGGAAACAAAUUUUAAAAUGCACAUUUCUUUGUAAUUUAAUUGACAAAACGGCUUCGACCGCCAUUUUGAAAAUCGCUUAGGUGAUUAUCGCGUAAUAAUCACCUCAACGGCAACCAAUCAGCGUGGAGAAUUUUCAAUAAUCACCUAUGUAAUUAUACUAAACGAAAAUAUUACGAAUAAGUUUAUAUGGCUUGUUUACAACAAGGACAGAUUUCGUGCUCGACCAAUCAGCGCAUUUGUUUACACUUUCCUUCUCAGCUAAUCAUAAUGCAGGAAACGAGAAAUUUACAACAAGCUAGAGAAUAUUGCCGUCUUCUCGGGCUUCAGUGAGAUUCAAUUUUAACUUUUUUAAUUUAAAACCAAAAGAUUAUGAUGCAGCACAUUAAAAUCUAAAACUUUGCCGUGGGCAUUUUUAAAUUUCGACCUAGAACUGAAAAUAUCCAUGUUUGAAAUUUUUCCCUAUGCCGCGUAUACAAAUCGUAUACAAAUUUGAGUAAUCUAAUUUGACUGCAAUAAAACUAAAAAUUGCUAUAUUUUCUCUGCUUUUAAGUUUUUGUUGGAAAACUCUUUUUAGCUCUUGUUGCAAAUUGUUUUGGUCAAUGUUUUAUAUCAAAACCUAGACGAUAACGCGUUUAUAGCGCUUGAUUUAAAAAAAUAUAGUCGCACGCUCGCGAUCAUACGGGAAAUCAAUACAAAAAUAUUGUCCGACCGAUUUUGCAGAAAAUCAGACUCUCUAAACGCGUUAGUCUUCUAGGUUAUGAAAUAAUACAUUGACCAAAAUGAUUCUCAACAAGGGCAAAAAAGAGUUUUCCAACGAAAACGUAAAGCAGAGAAAAUAUAGCAAUUUUUAGUUUUAUUGCAGUCAAAUUAGAUUACUCAAAUUUGUAUACGCGACAUAGGGAAAAAUUUCAAACACGGAUAUUUUCCGUUCUAGUUCGAAAUUUAAAAAUGCCCACGGCAAAGUUUUAGAUUUUAAUGUGCUACAUCAUAAUCUUUUGGUUUUAAAUUAAAACAGUUAAAAUUGAAUCUCACGGAAGCCCGAGAAAACGGCAAUAUUUUCUAGCUCGCCUUGGUGUAGAUUUCUGGUUUCCUGCAUUAUGAUUAGCUGAGAGCGAAAAUGUAAACAAAUGUGCUGAUUGGUCGAUGUGCCCUUGUUCUUGUUUACGUAUUUAAAAACAGUGUUUUAGUGUUUAUAUGCAAAUUAGCAAACCAAAGAAGACAAAGACUACCUAUUCACAGAUUUUACAGCCAUAAAGUCUCGAAAAGAAUACUGCUGUGCUCCCUUGCUUCUGGUUAUCAUCAACUUAUUAUCAACUUGUUACGUGCAGACAUUAUUAGACUGGUUGGAGCAACUUGUUGCGAGUCUGUUCACCUCAUCAACCUGUUACAAGAUGAUAACAACCUGUUCCGGACUUGUCAAUAACUGCGAACAAGCAGUGCGAACACAUCUUGUUGACAAGCCGCGAGAGUUUUAUGUACUUUUACAAAAAUAAUGUCACUCUACAGGCAUGAUUUUAACAAAUUCAAUUCUUCACUUUUUCCAGAACACCCUUAUCCAGACUACUACAAUCCGAGAUUUGUAAACAUUCCCACUGUGAUUGUAUUGGUUGGCCUGCCAGCAAGGGGGAAAACAUAUGUCGCUAAGAAAUUGGGACGAUAUCUCAACUGGAUUGGAAUUAAAACGAAAGGUGUGUACAAUGAUACUGUCACAUGAUGCAAUUUUUGAUGCAGCUUAAUGGACAACUUGCAUGUUAGACUAAAUUUUAAUCUAAGUAAAGAGAAGGGAAUCAAACACCACAGCUAAAAAGAACAUAAUGAAAUUAGUAAAAUUGCAAAAUUUGGUUGCGAAAUGUUGAAAUGUCAAGCUUGGAAAAUAUAGUCUUGCAAAGUUUCCAAAUUUUGUUGUUUGUAUUACGUGCGGAAAUUGUUACCAUUUUCGGCCCAAGAAUGGUAACAAUUUCUGCAGGUAAUACAAACAUGUAUACAAAAUAUGCAAACUUUGCAAGGUUAUAUUUUCCGUAUUUUACAACAUUUCGUAACCAAAUUUUGCAAUUUUACUAAUUUUAAUAAGUUCUGUAUGGGAAUUUACUUUUUUUUUGUCUCAGGGUAAAAAAUUAGUCUAACAUGCAAGUUGUCUAUAAGAUUCUCUUGCAAUACACUCUUUCGAUAAUUACGUCACAACUACACUGUUUUCAACUUAGGACCACCCUAAAUGGAAAGGAUUUCAAGCUUUUUUCUCAUGGGCUAUGCACAGAGAAGCAGAACAUCCCUCUUGAACACAUGCGCGAAAAAUUUUGGAUCUUGAUUAAUAAAUAUGGAAAUAAGCAUGAACACGAAAACGAGGCUCCAGGCAAUGCCCAAAAAUUAAAAAAAUAUGUCGAACCGCUAAUUUUAGCUUACAGUAUGUUUAUUUCCCAAACGGUUUGACAUAUUUUUGUAAAUGACCAUGCAAGAUUCACAUGCAAGAUUCAUGUGGUUCCGGUUCCCGACAGACCCUAUUUUUUUCUGCCGACCCUAUUAUUUUUUCAACGCGAUUGACAGUGCGACCCUAUUUUCUCCAGGUGGUUGCGGGCUGCUCAUACAGCGUGCCAAAAUGGCGUCUGUUGUCACACUAAUUAUUGAACCAAAUUGCCUAAAUUCGUCCAUGGGAAAUACACAUCUCUAGUUAAUAUUGAUGUCGGGACUCUAUUGCAAAUCGCCCAACAAAAAAACGGCAAAACCAUGAAAAAAAUAUUUAAAAAAAAAUUUAUUUCCGACCUACCGACCCUAAUUUUUUCACGAUAUGAAACCGGAACCACAGGUAUUUUUUUAUGCCUAAUCAAGUGUCGAAUUAAGUGGGAUUUGCAAUCAAUGUGACCAUAGGCUCUCCGUUCUCGCCUCUUGUUUCUUUCGCCUCGCAAAGAGCCACUGGAACCAGGGUAUUAGAUCUGAAAAAGGUGUUUAAUGUUCAUCACAUCAAUUAUAUAUUUACAAUCUCAAAUGUCAUGAUAAGGAAUGAAGUAAUCUUGACAUGACAUGAUUAUUGCACUUCCUUUAGUUACUAAUUUGCAUAUCAUUGACGCAUGACCCAUUGAAAUAUAGAUGGGAUAUAAAGUUAAAAAACAUAGUUGGAAAUUGGAAUAAAUGAAAUGAAUAUAACUGGAGCGCUAUGUUCAGAUAAACUGCCAAUUAUUUUUGUGAAGCCAAAUCUAACCCCCACGCGAGUUUGGCGGUCAAGACUCGCGUGUUUAGGCCUUGCGAGACCAGUUCAGGCAGAAUGUCGUUUUAUAUGAUUCUGAAAUAGAAUCGAAAUAUCGCCACCAUAAUUUGUGUCAUACAGUCCAGGCCUUAAAAUAUCUUUUACUGGGCCGUCUGACAAAAUGUCCGAUGACGUUGAGUUUGGGUCGGACAUAUGUCCGAUGACCUUCAGUUCAGUUUUGACUCGGAAAUAAGUCUGAAUGACACAAAUGAAUAUCAGCACAAUGUAUUAAUUCUUUACUGUAAAUGUUGUGUAGAAAGUUAAAUUUUGUUUCUUUCAUACAAAUUCCCAAGCUAAAAUUAACUUGCUUUCCAGAACAGCAGUAUUAAAAAAGACUUCGACAACUUAAGCCCGUUUUCCACUUCACCAUUUCGCUCGCCGCCCCGCGCUUGACUACGUUAAAACAACACUUCCAGUUCACCUUUUAUACAAUAGUACUCUGACUUUCCAUUUAACAUACAAGCCUCUAGUCCUGGGCUAGGAUACAUUUUGAUUUACGUUGGACAAAGCUACAGUUCGGUCGGACACAAAUGCACUCAGGUCGGACAAACAAUAAACCUCAGUUUCACUUUGGUCGGACAGAAUGUCCGGCGGUUUCCUUUCUACGUCGGACAUUCGGACAUGGGUCGGACAAUUUCACGAAUGGGUCGGACAAUGUCGGUGACCGAUCGAUAUUUUAAGGCCUGACUGAGACUCAGUGUCAUGCUCAUAUCUUGAGUUUACAAGAUGGUGUUAAUAGUCGGAGUAUGUUUUUUCCUUAUAUUUCUAUUUAUAUUUUCCAACAGUUUUCAAUGUCGGAGUUUAUCGACGAGUGGUUGUUGGCGCUGACAGGAAACACGACUUCUUUCGCGCUGAUAACACCGAGGCAAUAAAAAUACGAAGGUAUGAACUUCAAACAUUUAAGAUGUGGAAGGAUUUUAAUAUAUCGGAAUGGAUGAUUCCAGUUAUAGGCUAAAUUUUGAUCUAGGCAAGAAGAACAAAAUCCAUCACCAGUGCAUGUUAAAAUUAGUAAAAUUGCAAAGUUUGGCGACGAAAUGUUGUAAAAUGCGGAAAAUAUAGCCCUACGAAAUUUGAAAAUUUUGUAUUCAUUUGUAUUACGCGCGGGAAUUUGCAACACAUUUGGGCCGAAAGUGGUGCAUUUUCCCGUGCGUAAUACAAAUUAAUACAAAAUUUGCAAAUUUCGUAGGGCUAUAUUUUCCUCUUUUGAUAACAUUUCGCAACCAAACUUUGCAAUUUUACUAAUUUUAACAUGCUUUUUCCAGCUAUGGUGAUGGAUUUUGUUCUUCUUGCCCAGAUCAAAAUUUAGUCUACAGGAUGUAUAAAAAAACCUGCACAGAUUUGAAAUUUGCUCUUAAAUUCGCAAAACAGCUAUUAGUAUAUCCAGUUUUUUAUGUAUAUAGCUUCUUUGGGUACUUAUAAUGUGGAAAAAUGGAAAAAAUUUCUCGAACUCAAAUUUUGUGAACCAGGGGCGUGUGUCUUUUCCACCAAGUAAAAAUGACUUGCGCACGAAAUUUAAUUACUGUACAAAAUUUCAGACAAUUUGCUUCAGUUUACGCCCUUUAACCAUUCACGCAAACUUACAUUUUUUCUUAAAAAAUCAUCCAUUUGCAUGCUAAUCAAUGUCUUUGCUUAAUUUGCAUAUGUCAGUAAUAUGCAAAUUAGGUAAAGGCAUUAAUUAAGCAUGCGAAAGGCUAAUUUUUUAGAGAAAAUGAAUAAUUUGAAAAAUGAAUAGUUAAAAUGCUUAAACUAAAGCAAAUUGUCUGAAAUUUUGUACAGUAAUUAACAACCCAACAAUUGUUCCAUCUAUCAACUCGAAAUAUGAUUAAAGCUUCUAAAUUUCGUGCGGAAGCCAUUUUUAGUUUGUUGGAAAAGACACCCCCCCCCCUGGUUUACAAAAUUUGAGUUCGAGAAAUUUUUUCCAUUUUUCUACAUUAUAAGUACCCAAAGAAGCUAUAUACAUCAAAAACUGGAUACUAAUAGCUGUUUUGGCAAUUUAAGAGCAAUUUCAAAUAUGUGCAGUUUUGUUUUUGAUACACCCUGUAUAGGUGGGAUCAUCUAUUUCAUUGUUCCAUAGUUUUGUCCCCCUGUAGAAAAACGAACGUUACCCUACAGUUGUCCUAUAAAGUGGGACAUCUAUAGUUCACCUUUCCCACUGUCAUGUGUCUUUAAUCGAAAUGAGAAUCUGCUUUACAGGUAUAUGCAUGGCGGACCUAUAGACCUUUUAAACACUUGAAUGUUGUAUAAACUGCUUCUUUAUAUAUGGUUCGUACAAUAUUUCUCUGUACAGACCUCGCGUUCGGUUAAUAAGAAGUUAAUAUUUACUCGUGCUUGUAACGAUCCGCGCGCCUAUACUAUACACGUGAAAACAAAGAAGUACAAGACCGUAAUUUCGACCUGCAUUGACUAACAGUUUGCAUGUCAGACAAGAAUUGCAUUCCCUUUCUUCCAACACUAGAACUUGAUAAACAGCUAUAUUAUUUUUUUCAAAACGGCAAGAAAUCCACGCGCUUGAUUCUUUUUCAUUUAAAUAUAUUUCUUGUGCACUCGUUGUAGACAAUGUGCCAUGAAUGCGUUAUUAGACGUCUCUCAAUGGUUUUCACAUCGAGAAGGAUUCGUUGCUGUAAGUAUCCAGCUUUUUGCAUGAGGGAACGUACCAUCCUAUAAUUUUAGAUUUGCCAACUACAAGUAUUAUAAUGAAAUUCCAAUAAAAUUCCUGUUACUGCGAAGUACAUUUGAGGUCAGCUGUUACUUUAUUGCAUGCAGAGACCACCUCCUCCCCCCUAGUGAAGUUCAUGUAGCACCACCCUAAAAAUAUUAAAUAAUAAAUAUUACUGUACUUAAACCACUAAUAUUUCUAUGACUUAAACAAGCAAAUUUACUGUACUGUUCUGUACUACAGCAACUGUCCAGUCACGUUUAGGUGAUGAGAAGCCUAUGGCUAUGUAAACUUUAUAAACAAAACAUAAUGUAGAACGUAACAGAACGGCGAACAUUCAGACUCGGCCGUCUCGAAUAAUGGUAUAAUGUUAGGACAAUAGCGCUGCAGACUGCAAAGGAGUGUUGGCAGACGAUUAAUCUUUUCCUUGUCCAACGCAAAACUUGCGGUUGCCAUAGAGUAUUUUAAUAAAACACAAAACAAUAGACACUCCAAUAAUUGUAAACAUUUUCAUUCUUUAUGUUUCGACUAUGAUUUAAAGAUGCUGUCAAGUCCGUAAUGUAAACAAACGCUUUGUUUACAUUUUGAACUGCUAUAUUUGUAAAAUAUGAUAUACUAACUGAUGGUUCGCUAUGCUUCUAAAUGAAUAUAAACUCUACGUUUCAAUUCAAAAAAGUUCGAAAGACACAGAUCUUUGUUAUGAGCAGAACUGAUGCACAGAACGGACUUUUCUUCAGAAGAAUCAAGAAGAUUCUUCUGAAGAUGACUUAAACUAUAUAGUGGAACGUAAAGAAUGAAAAUGUUUACAAUUUCGGAGUGUCUGUUGUUUUGUGUUUUAUUACAACGCAUUUCAAUUUUGUAAAUCUUUGGUACGUAAGUAACAUUAAACAUUAAUUAGUAAUUUGUAAAAAUUUUAGAUAUUUGAUGCUACGAAUACAACAAGAGAAAGACGUCAAAUGGUUUUGGACUUCUGUGGGGAACGUGGCUACAAGGUAAGGGAGUGGUCAUUAUUUAUGGGGGGAUGUCACCGAAGAGAAAAGGGUUGGGUAAACAAAAUUUUGAGUAAAAGGUUGGGUAAAUGAAAAACAAAACAACUCAAGGGUUGGGUAAUCGAAAGUUAUUGUCAUUUCCAGAACAUGACUCGCUCAAAUAUUGAAGACAAAAAGGCAAUGUCAACAUGCAGUCAUAUGCAUGUAAAUCAGUCAGAGUCACUAUCUUGAUCAUUUUCAGUUUUGCGUUCAGAUGCAUGAAUAUUCUUGCACUAUUUACCCACAAUGAGAUGAAUAAUUGUUAUACAUAUGCCACAACAAAAUAAAAAUGGCCAAAAAACGACGGUUUCAGCAAGCGUAAUAGUUGUAAACAAAAGAGAAUGCAUUGGGAAUAGCUUUAAAGAAUACCUCUACACACUGUUAAACAAAACUUUGUGGCUUUCUUCGUAUCUGGCGAAACCACACCCUUUGUUUAGCACGAACAUUUGCUCGUCUGUGACUCUGUAUUUCUGGUCAGCGCGCCCGUCGUCGAAGACUUUCCGCGUCAAAUUUUUUUUAUGAAAAGCGCUGAUCAAGUCAAGGAAAUUUUCUUCCUCAGUCAAGGAAAUCUACUGAAAUUUUGCCACGAAAGUGACGUGGUACAUGUUUAUGAAUACAUUUUAGUACUGGAACGUACUGCAUGUCUUGCCAUGAUUUUUAUAUGAAAGAAUAAAGCAUAUUCUUGUGCAUUUCAUAUUUGAUAUAUUUCUAUUAUUUUAUACACCUGAACAUUUAAUACCAUUCUCAUUUUAUUCCAUGUAAACUGCAGUUUGAUAUUAAGCAUUUCUGCAAAAACGGCGUUCCCUUGAAGACCUUGAAAGAAAAAUAAUGAAAAAAGAGCCGCGCACGCAUCAAUUUUGGACAGAAACAGAACACAUUUUUAGCCUUAUAAUACUUACCUCAUUGAUUUUCGACAGGUUUUUUUCAUCGAAUCAGUCUGUGAUGACGUCGACAUUGUCUCGGAGAAUAUAAGGGCAAGUAUUUAUAGUUUAUAAUAUAGUCAUCCACCGUAUAUGAGCUGUUCUGCAAUCUGACUGGUUGAAUUACUCGCCGUAUAUCAGCUCAUAUACGGCGAGUAGCGAAAAACAAGAUGGCGGUCCAAAAACUACAUGAGUUUUGCGAAGCAGAAAAAGGAAAAUAUUCGCUUUGAGAAACAUAAUAGUACAGGGAAAAACUCUCAAAAAAAAUUUGACAGGUUAGCAAAAUACAUUUAUUACGUAGAAAUUAGUUUAAAUAAAGUUUUUUAAAGAAUUAAUACCGAAACAACAGCGAAAAAACAUGUUCAUUGAGAAUAUAAAUUGUUCAGAAAAGUUUGCCGAUGAACGACAAAUGAAUUUGCAGUCAACAAGCACUUACUAUAGUACCAAACAUCUGUAUAAUAUAUCUGAGCUUUCCUGUGAGAUAUAGAGGUUCUAAAACCAUUUCUUUCACUUCGUCUUCGAGUUGUAAAACAAAAGUAUUUCAAAUUUUCAAGCGGUUUUUGGCCGAACAAAUUGUCAACACAUUGUAACAGUGAAUAAUUAAUUGCUGCUUCAGUUAAUGGCUAUAUUAGACUAUAUUAUAAAACAAUUAUACCAUUCGCUCUCGUCGUAUAUGGCUGAUAGCCGACUCGGUGCUACGCACCUCGUCGGCUAUCAGCUCAUAUACGACUCGAGCUCAUGGUAUAAUUGUUAAAUAUAAUACUGCGGAAAUUGAUUUAAUAAAAGAUCUGUCUUAAUCUUAGCGUGAAUAUUUCUUGGUGUUUAGGAAGUGAAAGUAUUCAGUCCAGACUACGAGACGAUGAAAAAUGACGAAGCUGUUGAGGAUUUCAAACAACGGAUAGAACACUACAAGGCAACAUACGAACCAUUAUCUCUGGAAACUGAUGAGUGAGUUCUUUUAUAGUGUUUAUUAUGUAUAGUAGAGAGUGAGAUACUGAAAAAUACACAUGCAGUGAGAUAUUUUCCAUACAUCUACUGUAUAGCCAUCUUCCACUUCACUAGUGAAGAUAUUGCUCAAAUGAAGAUAUCGCUGAGUACAGCUUAGUAUACUUCACUAGUGUACUGAGCUAUACUCGGAGAGAUAAUUUACUUAACUCUACGGACGUUGAGUUUAGCGUUUCUGGGGCCGUGCAUAAAACAAACCAUGCAUUUACACAAUCUGAUAUUUCCGUAACUGCUUGUCUUUUAUACAGGGAGUUGUCAUUUAUCAAGAACAUUAAUUGUGGUCAACAGUUUAUUGUCAACAGAAGCCACGGUAAAUAUAAUAUCCCAAUUUAUAAUACUGGUUGGCAGUUGCAAUCAUACAGCCACAAUUUCAGUGAUUGUUGCCAGAAAACACACGAAUUACAUGUAUUUUAGACAUUUUAACCUAAUACAGUAUACCAUAGUUUAAUUAGUAUGCAUACCUGGCCCUUGUUCUAUAGAAACUUUAAGGAAUUCUCCUCCUGACUUUUGCAUGCAUUCUCCUCCUUUUUUGAGUAAAAAAUACUCAUAUUUGAGUGAAAUUACUCAACAUUUGAGUACAGAGCUCGUUUACUCAAAAUAAGGAGUCACUAUGGGUGCAUUUUUCUUGAGUAACUAUAGCACUCCUUUUUUGAGUAAAAAAUACUCAUAUUUGAGUGAAAUUACUCAACAUUUGAGUACAGAGCUCGUUUACUCAAAAUAAGGAGUCACUAUGGGUGCAUUUUUCUUGAGUAACUAUAGCACUCCUUUUUUGAGUAAAAAAUACUCAUAUUUGAGUGAAAUUACUCAACAUUUGAGUACAGAGCUCGUUUACUCAAAAUAAGGAGUCACUAUGGGUGCAUUUUUCUUGAGUAACUAUAGCACUCCUUUUUUGAGUAAAAAAUACUCAUAUUUGAGUGAAAUUACUCAACAUUUGAGUACAGAGCUCGUUUACUCAAAAUAAGGAGUCACUAUGGGUGCAUUUUUCUUGAGUAACUAUAGCACUCCUUUUUUGAGUAAAAAAUACUCAUAUUUGAGUGAAAUUACUCAACAUUUGAGUACAGAGCUCGUUUACUCAAAAUAAGGAGUCACUAUGGGUGCAUUUUUCUUGAGUAACUAUAGCACUCCUUUUUUGAGUAAAAAAUACUCAUAUUUGAGUGAAAUUACUCAACAUUUGAGUACAGAGCUCGUUUACUCAAAAUAAGGAGUCACUAUGGGUGCAUUUUUCUUGAGUAACUAUAGCACUCCUUUUUUGAGUAAAAAAUACUCAUAUUUGAGUGAAAUUACUCAACAUUUGAGUACAGAGCUCGUUUACUCAAAAUAAGGAGUCAAUAUGGGUGCAUAUUUCUUGAGUAACUAUGGUACUCCUUUUUUGAGUAAAAAAUACUCAUAUUUGAGUGAAAUUACUCAACAUUUGAGUGCGCAGAGCUCAUUUACUCAAAAUAAGGAGUCACUCUUUCUUUUUUUUUGGAGUAAAUGUAUAGAAUUUGAGUAUUUUUAACUAAUUUUUUCGAGUAAUUUUUACUCACUUUUUACGAGUUACUUUUACUCACCGUUAAGAGUCACUAUGGGUGCAUUCAUUUGCUCAAUAGUUUGAGUGUAUUCUACUCAGAAUUUUUUGCAGUGUACAUGAAGAUCUAUACAUACGGAGAAUUUUUCCUUGACAAGUUCUUUUUUCUCGUGUGUACAGCGAAAAAGUCGAGCCUCGUUCCGAAGCUGGUCAUGUGAGUGUACAAGAAAUAUUUCGUGCACAGGAGCAACAAAACCUGUCAAGGAAAACAUGUUGAGGCGUGAAAGUUGAAAAAAAUAUUCACGACGAAUAUUUUGGCAAAAUUCGUUGCGCGAACUUCGUUCUGAACGGGGGCAAAUGUUCCAAAAUUGGAAGAACAUUUAAAUCCCAAAGGUGGAAAAAUGCCAAUUCAACCGACCACUUUAAAUCAGGCCGCAUUUGAUUAAUUUUUAUCACAAUCAUUCCAUGAAGGUGUCAUUUGACAGCUAAAAACCUGAUCUUUAUAAAUACGAGAAAGAAAACCUAUAUUGACGUAUUAGUUAACAUACCUAUGCAUUACCUAUUAGCCAUUUCCCAAUCGAGCAGAGGACUGGGUCUAGUUGAUGUUUGGAGGGACAUUUGGAGGGACAACAAGUUAUAAUGAGCGAGCUGAAUAUAUAUUAAAGUCCUCUGCUCGAUUGGGAAAUGGCUAAUUUUUAAUACACCUGUAUAUAACGCGACGUUGUUAAUAGCAAAAUCUGAGAAUAAAGUAGGUCGUUUACAACUUGCCUCAAUCGCUGGCUACAAAACAAAGUGUGUCGAAGUAUUUAAUGUAAUGUUGGCCUGAUUUCAGUUACUGCCUAUUCUGCAUUUUCAAUAUUUGUACAGAGGUUAGUUUUUACGACAUUUGUCUAUUUAUCUCUAUAUAAGAAUACCGCACGACUUCCAGUAAGAAGAAACGAAAAUGCAGAAAAGACAGUAACUUAUACCAGGCCAACAUUACACUAUAUAUUUCUACAGACAUUGUUCUGCAACCAACAAUUGAGGCAAUUUUCAAAUGACCUAUCGUAUAUAUUCUCUGAUUUUGCGAUUUACAGCAUCGCGUAACAACUGGCUCAGUACACAUCUGAUUGGUUGAUCGAAUAUAUCGAACGCAUCUGAUUGGUUGAUGGUUCCUUAAUGAUAGCGGUAGUGGAAAUCUGAACCUCUAGAAUUUGCUGUUUACUGCAGAAGCCAUAUUUCCAUCGAUGAUAUGCAAAUUUAACAUAACAUUUAUACAACCUCGUUCCCAGGGCUUUUCCAUGACAAAAAGGGAAAAGCCCUGGGAACGAGGUUGAACAUUUAUACAGUCGUGCCAAUAGAAGCGUUCCGAAAAAAUGUUGACCAGUUCAUUUCCUAACUUCUGGGAGUUCCUCUGAACAAUUCCUCAACAAUUUGAUAAGUUCCUUAAAAAGUUCCUAACUUCCUGUUUCAUUGACCAAUCAGAUUGCUCAAAAAUAAUAAAUGAAACAGGAAGUUCGGAACUUUUUAAAGAAAUUUUCAAAAUUUUUCAAAAGGUGUUCCUUCAAGUUAGGAAAUGAACUGGUCAACAUUUUUCGGAACACUUCUAUUGGCACGACUAUAACAUUGCAGUACCCUUUUAUAUAUACAUGAACUUGUGGUUAGAACUCAACAACUGGACUGUAGCUCAGUUGGUUUGGACUGUAACUAGGGCCGCAGAUUCCAUUCCUGCCAGGGACCUAUAGUUGCAUUUUCCGCGGCUGUUUCUGGUUAGGUCUAAUAAAUGUGUAUAAAAUUUACACUCGAUAAUUUCCAUCUACUCAACCCUUGCCUCGUGGUUGACUAAAGAAUGUUUUCUUGCUUUCUAGGUUAUGUUCAAAGUCGUGUUGUAUAUUAUAUGAUGAAUACGCACGUGCAACGAAGAUCUAUAUAUUUAACUCGG